This is a messenger RNA of Medioppia subpectinata, 522 nucleotides long. The record is from the annotation of a GenBank genome assembly. Lineage: Eukaryota; Metazoa; Arthropoda; Arachnida; Sarcoptiformes; Oppiidae.
UCAGAGUCGGGCGACGACUGUAUUCAGUGUCCAUUCCAUGGCUGGAGGUUUGGCGGAGACGGACAGUGCAAACGCAUACCUAAUCUCAACGAGACAGAGCCUACAAUCACCGGUAAAAUGACCAUCUAUUUACUCGGCGUGGAGUUAAUCACUUUACCCACUAAACUGUGUCACGUGUCACCAGUGACUGAUCUGCUAUACAUUGGCACAGAUGACUCAUUGUUGGGCACCAUAUUAGUUUUGGGUAGUGUUGUUCCAUUGCAGCAUAGUGAAACGUUGGCCAGAAUAACAUUAUUCUUUAAGUCAUCUAUUUUCAGCAAGCUAUAUUUGAUAGCAUUUAAGUAUAUGCUGAAUGUACAGCUUGAUUCGGAUGCUAUGAUCUUGAUAAAUUCUCAGUCACCUCAGCGCCCGAUAUUGACCCGCAAUGACGAGGCAAUUGUCAGCUAUGACAAAUAUUGUUCGGCUCAAUACCCUAACCGACAACUGUCGACCGCAUUUGGCCAACCGAUGGUCGACAACUAG